AACGGACGACUCUGAAAAGGAAAGGCCUCUUCUCCAACACCAAACAAGGAAUAACCUCUGGGUCUCCCAUGUCAUUGCGACACAGCUUCCUUAAGCUGCCAUGAAAUGUAUAAAAGACAAGGCAACGAAUUGCAGGGACAAUGCGAAACUAUUGACAUCCGAUUACAGAAGAGGGAGAGGAACGUAAGAGUGAUUCGAAGAUGCUAGGGAGGCGCACAUACAUUGAUUUUGAGCCCUUCAGCAAGUGGAACAAAGGGGAGGAGAGUGACACUCUCGAGCUCCACCUUCACGGAUUCAGGAAGGACCAAAUCCGUGUCCAAGUUAACAGCGUUGGGAACCUACUGGUCACCGGCGAAAGGCAGUUGGAGAACAAGAGGUGGAGCCGGUUCCGUCUGGAAGUCAAGCUCUCCUUGAAAUUCUAUUGCCCGAAUAGCGUUCAUGCAAAGCUUGGGAACGGCAUUCUCUAUAUAAUAGUUCCAAAAAAAGAUGUCAAUCCUCCGAGACUGAGUCCCCAGCAGGCAGUGAAUGAGAAGAGAAGACCCGACAGCGAGAAGAACCAUCAGAUGGUGGGGAUGGAUCCUUAUCUUGGUGAGCCAAAUGCAGGUGAGAUUGGAAGUGAGGAGCUGGGGCAGAAGGGAUCCUAUUGGAGGUUGGGAUUUGUGGACCGGAGGAGGGUUCUGCAAGUUUCCGUUGCGGUGCUUGCAGCAGCGGCUAUUGGAGUCGGAACUUAUUUGGCGUCCAAGUACUGGUUCAAUCGUCGUGAUAACACAGAUCAAUCUGUGACCGAGUUCAUUCCUUUUUAACUCGUUGCAGUUCACACAAACAUAUCAUUAAUGUAACUAUCAAGGAAACAGAAGCCUGAAUUUAAUGGCCUUAGCAUAUCUUUCCCAGCUUGGCAUGGACCCGACCUAAGUUGAUCUCGUGGCUUUUUUCUUUUCUUCUUUUUUUUGAACAUAAAUUUCAUAUAUUCAACUGUA
This is a messenger RNA of Punica granatum (pomegranate), 977 nucleotides long. The record is from RefSeq and is a predicted model, not a curated record. NCBI's taxonomy places the organism in Eukaryota, Viridiplantae, Streptophyta, Magnoliopsida, Myrtales, Lythraceae.